AUGCUGAUACUAGUUGCAAUUCUUCUUCUAAUUCGGCCAGUUGUAGCUUUGGACGAUUUCGAUGAUGUAGUACCUCGUAUUGGUGCAUCGUAUGGUACUGUCAUGGUGAGCACCAUCGAUGGUCAACUAAGCGCUUUAAACCCAGGAACAGGAGAUACGAGAUGGACUUUACAAGGAGAUCCCGUACUGCAAGCUCCAACAACUGUCAAGCAGGGAUUUACCUUCCUUCCAAAUCCACAAGACGGAUCGCUCUACACCCUGAAGGAAGGCAUUCUUAAAAGACUGCCGUUGAACAUACCAGCUUUGGUCCAUGCUUCUCCUUUGAAAAGCACUGACGGAGUCUUGUACGCAGGUAGCAAGAGAGACGUAUGGCUGGAGAUUGAUCCUUUAACUGGAGCCAAGGUGGAAACAUUGUCGGCAUCAAGUGACAAAGUUUGUCCUGUAAAGCAUCACAAUGGCGUAUUUGUCGGACGAACUGAAUACCGGAUAAGUAUGUUUGACACGAAAAAUCGCGCUAAAACAUGGAACACUACCUACUCGGACUAUACCGCUCACCUUUUACCAGCAAACAACGACUACCCUUACCGCCAUUACGUAUCUCAUGGAAACAUUGUUACUGUUGGAUCUGGAGGUAGUAUUAAACUCUUUCUUUGUUUGUAUUCUUGUCUUUUUUUCUUCUAA
Messenger RNA from Cooperia oncophora, 681 nucleotides. Lineage: Eukaryota; Metazoa; Nematoda; Chromadorea; Rhabditida; Trichostrongylidae. The record is from the annotation of a GenBank genome assembly.